AUGGCCGGCGGCCGGAUGCCCAUGGAGGCGUCGGGGCCGGCCCGGGACUCCCGCGGGGUGUCCGUCCAAGUGUGCGCUCCGCCCUAUGGGCGGGACCCCGACUGGACGUCAGCGGACGAGCUGGCUCCGCCCCCGGGCUCCGCGAGAGAGUGGGUAGAAGAGCCGUCCCCAGCCCUGGCCAGCCGCUCUCCCCGGGAGACUGUCCAGCAGAGCAUGGCGAGUCGGGAGCAGGCGAGUGCCUCCGGCCACAUGUUCGACGUGGUCGUGAUAGGAGGUGGCAUCUCAGGAUUAUCUGCUGCUAAACUGUUAGCUGAACAUGAAGUUAAUGUUUUGGUUUUAGAAGCUCGGGGCAGAGUUGGAGGUAGAACGUACACUAUAAGAAACAAACAUGUUGGUUACGUGGAUGUUGGUGGGGCUUAUGUGGGACCCACCCAGAACAGGAUCCUAAGGUUAUCUAAGGAGCUGGGCUUAAGAACCUACAAAGUGAACGUAAAUGAAUGUGUUAUUCAGCAUGUCAAGGGGAAAACUUACCCAUUUCGCGGUGCCUUCCCUCCAGUCUGGAACCCCAUUGCAUAUCUGGAUUACAACAAUCUGUGGCGGACAAUGGAUAACAUGGGAAAGGAGAUUCCAGCUGAUGCACCAUGGGAUGCCCCGCAUGCCGAAGAAUGGGACAGAAUUACGAUGAAAGAACUCUUUGAUAAAAUCUGCUGGACAGAGACAGCCAGGCGGUUUGCUUCUCUCUUUGUGAACAUCAAUGUGACCUCUGAGCCUCACGAGGUGUCUGCCCUGUGGUUCCUGUGGUAUGUGAAGCAGUGUGGUGGCACUACCCGGAUUUUCUCGGUUACCAAUGGGGGCCAGGAACGGAAGUUUGUAGGUGGCUCUGGUCAAGUGAGCGAACUGAUAAUGGAGCGUCUUGGGGACAGAGUGAAGCUAUGUCAGCCUGUCACCUGUGUUGACCAGUCAGGUGACAACAUCAUCGUACAUACGUUGAAUGGUGAAGUUUAUCAGUGCAAAUAUGUAAUCAGUGCCAUCCCGCCCACUCUGACGACGAAGAUUCACUUUAUUCCAGAGCUGCCAACUGAGAGAAACCAGUUAGUGCAACGCCUUCCAAUGGGAGCUAUCAUUAAGUGUAUGAUGUAUUACAAGGAAGCCUUUUGGAGGAAGAAGGGCUACUGUGGUUGUAUGAUCAUUGAAGAUGAGGAAGCUCCAAUUUCAAUAACCCUGGAUGACACCAAGCCUGAUGGAUCAUACCCUGCUAUCAUGGGCUUCAUUCUUGCUCGGAAAGCUAUCCACCUCGCUAACCUUCAGAAAGACCAAAGAAAGAAAAUAAUCUGUGAGUUGUACUCCAAAGUGCUGGGAAGCGAGGAAGCUUUACAGCCAGUGCAUUAUGAAGAAAAGAAUUGGUGCGAAGAACAGUAUUCUGGAGGCUGCUACACCGCCUACUUUCCUCCUGGCAUUAUGACUAAAUAUGGAAGGAUAAUUCGAGAACCAGUAGACAGGGUUCAUUUUGCUGGAACAGAGACUGCCACACAUUGGAGUGGAUACAUGGAAGGAGCUGUGGAAGCCGGAGAGCGAGCAGCUAGAUCGAUCUUGAAUGCUCUGGGAAAAGAGACAAAGCAAGACAUCGAGGAGCCUGAGUCAGAGGAUGUCCCAGCUAAGGAAAUCACACACACCUUCUGGGAAAGAAACCUCCCCUCCGUGCCAGGCCUGCUCAAGAUCAUUGGGUUCUCCACAUCGGUAUCCGCUGUGUGUUUUCUGGUGUGCAAGUACAGGCUGCUAGAACGAUGCUGA
Messenger RNA from Pipistrellus nathusii (Nathusius's pipistrelle), 1791 nucleotides. NCBI's taxonomy places the organism in Eukaryota, Metazoa, Chordata, Mammalia, Chiroptera, Vespertilionidae. The record is from the annotation of a GenBank genome assembly.